GACCGUCUCCCCACAGCCCAUGCUGACUGGACUGGGGCCAUGAGUUCCUCUGACAAGGUGUCAUUUUUGGAGGCCGGUUUCAGCCCAGAGGGUGGUGAACAGGCUGGCGCCCUCAUUGCAAGCUCGGGAGCACCACUGGGCCACGGCCACGUCCACAGCCUUCAUUUGGGGGUGCUGCGAAGCAGUAAGUGCAAGAGCGAGGGCGAGGGUGGGUUUGCAGACCCGGGGGGCUUCAGUGUGGAGUCAGACAGCGAACUGAUAGAGCAGGGAAGGGUGGUGCUCUGGGGCCGGGAAGCUCUGCCUGGCACCCCGGUCGACGACCAAGGGGACAGUGUGGACUACUCGUCCUACCUGGCCGAGGAGCCAGCCGCCAUCGUGCCGCCCACCAGCGUCCAGGGACACCCGUCCCCAGAAGGCGCCGCUGCCAAAGGGUCCGCUGACAACUGGGCGGGACUGGAGGUCGGUCCCAGUGAGAGAGGCACGCUGGGCCCCAGUCCUGGAAAAAGGCAUCAUGCCUCCGCCGGCCCUCUCCACGUCACUGGUCCCGGGGCAGGCCUGGCCUGGCAACACCUGCAAAGGGGCUCCAAGAGCAGAUGGAGAGUCCGCGUGGAUCCCCAGCAGCCCUCCGCGAAAGGCCCCGCCGUGCUGUCUGUGGAAGAUGAUUCCACAGAUGAGAGCUGCGACUUGCGGACGAUGAGGGUGGGCAUUCGCAGCAACGGAGGGAGCCAGGCCAAGUCCCCGAGCCCCAAGAAAACAGCAGGCACACGGAGGCCCCGCCAGCAGAGUUUCCCGCCGGUGCCGGGCCCUUUCCUGACCUCUGCUCCACGCGGACUCACUCCACUUGUGGAGAGGCCGGCUGUGGGAGAGCUGGAGAACUCUCCCUGGAAGAAAAUGCAGAGCUGGGCCCUGGGAAAGGUGGAGGUCAGGCCCAGCUGCUCAGGAGCUGCCAUGGCAGGGGCCCUGCCCCGGGGCCCUCAGAGGAGGAAGAUGGCCCAGGAGAAGAAGUUUCAAGGAGGUGCCUCUCAACUGGCCCCUGGGAGAGCAUUUCCUAUCCGCCAAGAGAGCUCAGCCACUCCCCAGGAGCCGGCCACCUUCCCGACAUUCUCAGGUGUGCGGCCACAGGGGAUGUCCAAGAAACCCCAAAAGCCUAAGCACAGCAGCCCUGCCAGGAGGAAAGCCACAGGAAGUAGGACCAGGGAGUGCCAGGCUGCGGCCAGAGAGGAUAAUGACCCACAUAGAGAUGACAUGCCGGGGGCCCAAUUUCGCUCUCACAGGUUAGGGCUGUCUUGCCUGUCCAUGUGUCAUGGAGAAUUCAGCAGCGGCGACCCCGGCAUCAGAGCUCCCCAAAUUCCAGGAACUUCAGAGCCCUCGGCCUACAGCCUGGGAGGCCUCGGGACCAGACACCAUGCAACCUCCAGUGACCAGCAGCCACGUGUCCAUCCUCUGAGACCGGAAAGACAGCAGCCGCCCCCGGGAGCCCAGGGCUGUCCUCGGGAUGGAGCCAGCGUCUUCCUACAAGAUGUGCAGCUGCUAGCCCUGGAGCCCCUGAGCUGCAGCCAAGCUGGUUCCCUCCGAAUCCUCUUCAGCCAAGGCUUCCUCUCUUCCGCUACGUUUGCCCUUUUCCCACCGCAGUUCACAGCAGUUUCAAAUAAAGUCAUUCUCAUAUUCUGUGGUCUGUGGUCUGCCCUCUCUGCGAUUGUUGGGAGUGUUGGGGGGUGUGGGGUGUUGCUCCGUUCCCUGGCGCUGGAAGAACAGUUCCCCUGGAUCUCUGUGCAUCCUUGCUCUCCCCCGUGGCCUGAUGCAGGAGACCUUUCCUGCAUGGUUAUUUCUGUGCUGUUGAGGAACAGGACGGAGCUUAUCCUCCCCUCUCAGGGGCCCAGUCCUCCUUCUGGAGCCAUUCUGUCCCUCUGGUGCCACUGCGCGCACACAGGUCAUCUGGGCCAGGAACCCGCGCAGCAUCCUCAGUUCCUCUCUCGGCCAUCACCUUUGAACCUCAGUUACCAAAUCCCGUCAGGUCUCUUCCUCAGCUUCAGUAGCCAGGUGGAGGCAGAAGCCACAUCCCGGUGGGUGGCCAAGCAAAAGGGAAGGCACAGGGAGCUUGGAAGAAAAGGGCAGGGUAGUCUCUUGGUUGGAGGUGGGGACAAUGGUCUGUUCUGGAGCCUGCGGGCCAACCUGAUCCCUGGUGUCAUAUCAGCAGCCAACAGCGCCUUCUGCAGCCAGUUGGCUCCAUACCCUUGA
Cebus imitator (Panamanian white-faced capuchin) is the source of this 2238-nucleotide messenger RNA. RefSeq lists its product as uncharacterized. Lineage: Eukaryota; Metazoa; Chordata; Mammalia; Primates; Cebidae. The record is from RefSeq and is a predicted model, not a curated record.